GAGUGUUGACGAUUCUAUUUUACAAUACCAUGUGGGAAGACUUAUUAGUCUACGAUGAUGUAAGCUUUUGGCCUAUAUAACCCACUUGCAAGUUAGAUCUUAGUACUUAAACGGUCACUGAAAAUUUAGAGAUAGUAAGUAGUGUGUGUUUUGUGAUAUUGUGUCAAGAUGAGUGAGGGAAAGAUAGUUGAAGCAAAAGCUCAAAAAAAUCUUCAAGAUUUUGAUCCACAAAAGAAGCCUAAGAGAAAUAAGUAUGCUUUUGCUUGUGCUAUGUUGGCUUCCAUGACUUCCAUUUUGCUUGGAUAUGAUAUUGGUGUUAUGAGUGGAGCAGCAAUCUACAUAAAAAGAGACCUUAAAGUAUCCGACGGGAAAAUUGAGGUCUUAUUAGGAAUUAUCAACAUCUACUCUCUCAUUGGUUCAUGUCUUGCCGGGAGAACCUCCGAUUGGAUUGGUCGUCGUUACACCAUCGUGUUUGCAGGGGCCAUUUUCUUUGUCGGAGCCUUACUCAUGGGUUUCUCACCAAACUACAACUUCCUCAUGUUUGGUCGUUUUGUUGCCGGAGUUGGCAUCGGCUAUGCUCUCAUGAUUGCCCCGGUCUAUACCGCUGAAGUCUCCCCCGCUUCCUCUCGCGGCUUUCUCACUUCUUUCCCUGAGGUUUUCAUAAACAGUGGAAUAUUACUCGGAUACAUAUCAAACUAUGCAUUUUCAAAACUAUCACUUAAAUUAGGUUGGAGAAUGAUGCUUGGAGUAGGUGCAAUUCCUUCAGUAAUCCUAGCCGUUGGAGUCUUAGCCAUGCCAGAGUCACCACGAUGGCUCGUUAUGAGAGGCCGUUUGGGAGACGCAAUAAAAGUACUCAACAAAACUUCAGAUUCCAAAGAAGAAGCUCAGCUAAGGUUAGCCGAGAUAAAACAAGCAGCUGGAAUACCAGAAGAUUGCAACGACGACGUUGUUGAAGUAAAAGUUAAAAACACUGGUGAAGGUGUAUGGAAAGAGCUUUUUCUUUAUCCUACACCCGCAGUUCGUCAUAUUGUAAUAGCUGCACUAGGGAUUCAUUUUUUUCAACAAGCUUCCGGUGUAGACGCGGUAGUCUUGUAUAGUCCUACAAUCUUCAAAAAGGCUGGGAUCAAUGGUGAUACACAUCUUCUUAUUGCAACCAUAGCCGUUGGAUUUGUUAAGACCUUGUUUAUUUUAGUGGCUACUUUUAUGUUAGACCGAUAUGGUCGUCGUCCACUAUUACUCACUAGCGUUGGUGGUAUGGUAGUCUCGCUUCUCACACUCGCUGUCAGCCUUACGAUCAUCGAUCAUUCAAACACAAAGCUAAAUUGGGCCAUUGGAUUGAGUAUAGCAACGGUUUUGUCAUAUGUAGCAACUUUCUCAAUUGGUGCAGGACCCAUCACAUGGGUUUAUAGUAGUGAAAUUUUUCCUUUGAGGUUGAGGGCACAAGGUGCAGCUUGUGGUGUUGUGGUGAAUAGGGUCACUAGUGGGGUUAUUUCAAUGACUUUUCUGUCCUUGUCUAAAGGAAUUACGAUUGGUGGUGCAUUUUUCCUAUUUGGAGGUAUUGCUACAAUUGGGUGGAUAUUUUUUUAUAUUAUGCUUCCUGAAACACAAGGUAAAACACUUGAAGAAAUGGAAGCCUCUUUUGGUAAAAUUUGGAGAAAAUCAAAGAAUACUAAGGAAGCUGAAAAAGACAAUGCUCAAGUUGCACAAGUUCAGUUAGGGACCAAUGUCUCAACUUAGUAUAUAAAAAUGUGUAUUAAUAGGGGUGAUAAACAAAUAAUAUAAUAUAUAGUGGUUUCGUGUGUUUUAGUUUUAGAGUAGCUUUUCAAAUGAAAUGACUUGUUUGGAAAAAGAAGUUUAUAACAAAAUUUCAAUGAUAAGAAAAAAAUGGUAUUUCAUUUC
Messenger RNA from Medicago truncatula (barrel medic), 1899 nucleotides. Its product is annotated as polyol transporter 5. Gene Ontology annotation, cellular component: membrane. The record is from RefSeq and is a predicted model, not a curated record. Gene Ontology annotation, molecular function: carbohydrate:proton symporter activity. NCBI's taxonomy places the organism in Eukaryota, Viridiplantae, Streptophyta, Magnoliopsida, Fabales, Fabaceae. Gene Ontology annotation, biological process: transmembrane transport. The coding region runs from base 169 to 1737 and encodes 522 amino acids. The transcript is spliced from 4 exons.